CCCUCCCGAUAUCCUCGCUUCUCCCCCGCGGGUCUCGCCUCUGCAUACGCAGCGCCUCCGGGCUCCGGGUGUCGCUGAGAGGGCUGCGAAGCUCCGGCGACCCUGCGGGCACUAGGGCGGGGGCGGAGAGGGCCGGGUCUGGACGACGCGGCUGUGGGUGGCGGCGCAGUGAUCGCUGCGCCAUGGCCGCGUCGGUGUGGUGCUGCCUGCGGUGCUGCAGGGACGGCGGGACCGGCCACAUUCCUCUGAAGGAGAUGCCGGCCGUGCAGCUGGACACGCAGCACAUGGGAACAGAUGUCGUGAUUGUGAAAAACGGAAGAAGAAUAUGUGGCACUGGAGGCUGUUUAGCCAGCGCACCCUUACAUCAGAACAAAAGCUACUUUGAGUUCAAAAUCCAGUCUACAGGAAUCUGGGGUAUAGGUGUUGCGACUCAGAAGGUAAACUUGAACCAGAUUCCUCUUGGCCGAGACAUGCAUAGUCUGGUGAUGAGAAAUGAUGGAGCUCUGUACCACAACAACGAAGAGAAAAACAGGCUGCCAGCAAACAGCCUUCCUCAGGAGGGAGAUGUGGUGGGUAUUACAUAUGACCAUGUAGAAUUAAAUGUGUAUUUGAAUGGAAAAAACAUGCAUUGUCCAGCAUCAGGUAUACGAGGGACAGUGUAUCCAGUUGUAUAUGUUGAUGACAGUGCCAUUUUGGAUUGCCAGUUCAGUGAAUUUUAUCAUACUCCUCCACCUGGUUUUGAAAAAAUAUUAUUUGAGCAGCAGAUCUUCUGAAUGUGUUUGUUUUGGAAACCUGUACUUCUGCACUGUUACACAAGUGUUUACUGCUUAAUAAAGCUUUACCUGACCUAUAGGUGAAAUAUAAACAUACAUGUAGUUGAUUUUUUGUUUUUCUUAACUUUAGACAUCAUUAUUUAAAUCUGUAAUCCAAUAAUUUUGUGUCUCCUUGUUCUUUUUUAUAUAAGAAAGUGACAGGAAUUAAUAUUACUGGCAACUUAUUUUGCCAAUCUCUUUCCUAUAGUAAUAUACUACUUCUUAAAACUAAAUCACUUCUGUUGUUAUGCCACUGUUUUUGAUUUGCUUCAUAAAAGAUGACAUUUUAGUAGUUGUCAUGCAUUUUGUUGAAGACCAUCCAGCUAUGUUUUCCAUACCCGAAUAAGGAAUGAAUGAUUGUGAUGCAAUGUACUUUGGUGGACAUAUAGAAGGGUAUGAUGCUUUAAAUUUAAAUGAAAAUAUUCAUUUAAGGAUUUUUAUUUAUAUGUAUGUUUUCUGUAAGUAGUAAUAAAAUAAUACUAAUUAAGAAUAUUCAAUACUGUAUUAAAAGCAUUCCUCUUA
Nannospalax galili (Upper Galilee mountains blind mole rat) is the source of this 1334-nucleotide messenger RNA. RefSeq names its product SPRY domain containing 7 (gene Spryd7). Lineage: Eukaryota; Metazoa; Chordata; Mammalia; Rodentia; Spalacidae. Gene Ontology annotation, molecular function: protein binding. The record is from RefSeq and is a predicted model, not a curated record.